UUAGAUAUAAAUAAGUAACGACAGCUAGAUUUGUAUUCAUUUGCAAGUGGUGUCGCAAUUGUCAAAAUGAAGGCAGUGCUACUUUUAGUAGGCGUUCUUGCAUAUUGCUCGGCAACCCCAGUUAAACUAAGUAGUGAAGCUGUAAUUAAAUAUGUCAACGAUCCCAGAUAUAUAGUUCAUGAGACUGAAGACGGCCUUUUUGAAGUUGAAGAACUUACUGGUCCUGUUCCACAAGUUACCGCUACCGAAGAUGAUGUAACUUUUUACUUCUUCACCCAAUCGAAUAGAAAUGGUGUACAAAUCAAGGAGAGUCAGCUCAGAGAUAUUGUUCGCCUUACUGGUUUCAAUGUCAACAGAGAAACCUUAGUGGUCAUCCACGGAUGGCAAAACGAUCACACAUCCGCCGUCAAUGAUCAUAUAAAAAAUGCAGCCUUGCAGGGCCACAACAUCAAUGUCAUUGUAGUUGACUGGAGUCGAAUUGCAGCACGUUCAUACAGUAUAGCUCAAGGCUCUGUUCUCGCAGUAGGAAACUAUAUUGGAGACUUUUUGCUCAGACUGGAUAACGAACUUGGACACAGACUGCAAAGAGUGUCGAUCGUUGGGCACUCCUUGGGAGCCCACAUUUCUGGAAAUACUGGAGCCAGAACCGGAGGAUUAAUAGAAAACAUCAUUGGAUUGGACCCCGCAGGACCAUACUUUACUGAAAGCAACAUAAACAAUCGUUUGGACCCCACCGAUGCCCGUUUCGUUCAAGUCAUCCACACCAAUGACGGACGUUUAGGAUUUGGAAUUAAAAUGGGACAUGCUGAUUACUACCCUAAUGGUGGAAGAUCGCAGCCAGGAUGUGGAAUUGACUUAGCUGGAAGUUGCGCCCAUAGCAGAGCCUACGAAUUUUACGCAGAAAGUUUAAACAACAAUAACUUCAUCUCUAGAUUGUGCUCAAGUUACUCCGACUUCACUGCUAAUAGAUGCAGUUCCAACAGAGCCAGUUUCUUAGGAAGUUUCCCAAUUGAUAAACCGACUACUGGAGACUACUUCCUCGUCACCAACAACAAUUCCCCAUAUGCUAGAGGCUAAACGAUGAAAUCAAGUGAUUGGCUUCGUAUAAUCUAUUGUAUAAACGAGAUAUAAAUAUAAAUAUGCAUAAUCUACCUGUAUAGUGUUUAUAUUUGAUAAAUAAAUAUUUCUUGGAAUAAAUAUAUGUUGUUUGAUAAAAAA
Molecule: messenger RNA, 1218 nt
Organism: Sitophilus oryzae (rice weevil)
Lineage: Eukaryota; Metazoa; Arthropoda; Insecta; Coleoptera; Curculionidae
Product: pancreatic lipase-related protein 2-like
Exons: 5
Coding region: 67-1077 (336 amino acids)
Biological process (GO): lipid metabolic process
Molecular function (GO): lipase activity
Source: RefSeq, a predicted model, not a curated record